Williopsis jadinii is the source of this 2355-nucleotide messenger RNA. RefSeq names its product U3 snoRNA-associated protein UTP13 (gene UTP13). Gene Ontology annotation, cellular component: 90S preribosome; nucleolus; small-subunit processome. Gene Ontology annotation, molecular function: U3 snoRNA binding; protein binding. The record is from RefSeq and is a predicted model, not a curated record. The transcript has a single exon. Gene Ontology annotation, biological process: endonucleolytic cleavage to generate mature 5'-end of SSU-rRNA from (SSU-rRNA, 5.8S rRNA, LSU-rRNA); endonucleolytic cleavage in 5'-ETS of tricistronic rRNA transcript (SSU-rRNA, 5.8S rRNA, LSU-rRNA). NCBI's taxonomy places the organism in Eukaryota, Fungi, Ascomycota, Saccharomycetes, Phaffomycetales, Wickerhamomycetaceae. The coding region runs from base 1 to 2355 and encodes 784 amino acids.
AUGAGCUUGAAGACUACGUACACCAACACUGAGCUUGCACCGUUCUAUUUCAGUGAUGCGACCGCGACGCUCUCUGAAGAUGGCUCAAUCCUCGCAACACCAGUUAGAGAAGACGUUGUCAUCACCAACCUUGAAACAAGUGAGACACUACACAAGCUGGAGGGUGAUGGAGAAGUUGUCACGUGUCUACAGCUGACACCGGAUGGCAAGUAUCUUGCCAUAGUCUCACAGAGUCAACAGCUGCGUAUAUUCAACCUGGCGGACUCGAAGUUCACCAAGACACACAAGCUUCCUUCGCCUUCUUACGUAUGUGCUGCUGAUCCGACGAGUACGCUUUUUGCAUUUGGAGGUUCAGAUGGUGCCGUGAUAGUGUUUGACAUUGAUAAUGGCUUCGUUACGCACUCUCUGAAAGGUCAUGGCUCCGUUAUCUCAGGUCUGAAGUUCCACGGCGAACUCAACUCGAAUAAGUGGAAACUGGUCUCCGGUGAUACCACUGGUAUGGUGAAGGUUUGGGAUUUGGCAAAGCGGAAGGCCAUCGCCACACUGACAGAACACACCAAUGCUGUUAGAUCCUUCGCAUUUGGUGGCUCCGAGGAUCAAUUUCUCGUCACCGGAGGAAGGGACGACGUCCUCAUGGUUUGGGAUACCAAGUAUUGGAAGUUGAAGAAGACCAUCUCCACUCAACAGCAGAUCCUUGCAGUAGACUUCCUCGAUCAUGACCUCAUAUACACUGCUGGUGGAGAUGCAGUAUUCAAAGUGUGGAGACUCUCCACUGGUAAGAUUUACGCCCAAACGAAACAGCCGAUCGAAGAGCUUGUCAUUGUUGGUGUUCUUUCAACAGACGAUGAUAGAUUACUCCUGGUCUUAUCUGAUGAAACCUUUUUCGAAAUCAACACAACACUCAUUGAGGAAGAUACAGAAAUCGAAGUAUCACGUAUCAUUGCAGGUAACCACGGUACCAUCGCAGAUAUGCGUUAUGUUGGUCCUCAUGGCCAAUACCUGGCCCUUGCAACCAACUCUCCAGGGUUGAGAAUCUUUGAUCCUAUCAACACUCCAUUGGAGGUGAAAAUACUCGAAGGACAUACUGAUAUGUUGAACUCUCUGGAUUCUACAAAGGAUGGCAGAUGGAUUGCCACAGCUGGUAAGGAUAAUGAUGCACGUCUUUGGCGUUUCAACGAAGAGCAAGAGGAGUUCGAAAUCUUUGCCAUACUGAGAGGUCAUUCCGUUUCCGUAUCUGCAAUUGCUCUUCCAAGAACUCAUGAGAACGGUACUCAACCAAGAUUUGUUCUCACUGCAUCUGCUGAUCUCACUGUUAAGAAGUGGAAUAUACCAAAGGUUAAAAGUGGUGACCAGCUCCCAAUUGUUAUCAAAACUUCAGAAUAUACCAGACGUGCUCAUGAUAAGGAUAUCAACGCAUUGGACAUCAGUCCAAACGAUGAGUUUUUCGCUACAGCAUCGUAUGAUAAGACUGGAAAGGUUUGGGAUUUGGAUACUGGUGAAACCAUCGGCGUGCUGAAGGGCCAUAAGAGAGGUUUGUGGGACAUCACGUUUUCAGUAUACGACAAAACUUUGGCUACUGCUUCUGGUGAUAAAACAAUCAAACUGUGGAACUUACAGGACUUCACAUGUAUGAGAACAUUUGAAGGCCAUACCAAUGCUGUGCAAAGAGUUGCCUAUCUCAAUCAGGAGAAGCAACUAAUCUCGACAGGUGCCGAUGGUUUGAUCAAGAUUUGGGACUCAAGUAGUGCUGAAUGUCUCAAGACGUUUGACCAACAUGCAAACAGAAUCUGGGCCCUUGUCACUAAAAACAACGGUGAUGAGUUCGUCACUGCUGAUGCUGAUGGUGUGUUCCAAUUCUGGGUUGAUAACACGGAAGAGGUCAAUAAAGAAGAAGAAGAGGCAGCUAAAUUGAAAGUUGAACAAGAGCAAAGCUUACAAAACUACAUGAACCAAGGUGAAUGGGGUAACGCAUUCCUGCUGGCGUUGACCUUAGAUCAACCGAUGAGACUAUACACCGUGAUUAAGAACUCCAUUGCACAAAACUCGUCUGAUGAAUUCAUCCUUGGUGAAGAAUUGGACAGUGUCAUCAAGACCCUUAACAACGAUCAGAUCUUGUUAUUGUUCAAGAGAAUCAGAACAUGGAACGUCAAUGCUAGAUACUUCUCGGUGGCUCAAAAGUUGAUAAGAGCAAUUCUCCAGAGCUUCGAUGUCGACAAGCUCGUAGAGAUUCCUGGACUAAUGCAAUUCAUUGAUGCCAUCGUCCCAUAUAACGAAAGACAUUACACCAGGGUUGACGAUCUUAUCGAGCAGAGUUUCAUCUUGGACUACUCCAUUGAUGAGAUGGGUAAACUAUGA